Gigantopelta aegis is the source of this 1646-nucleotide messenger RNA. RefSeq names its product probable cytosolic iron-sulfur protein assembly protein CIAO1 homolog. Gene Ontology annotation, biological process: iron-sulfur cluster assembly. The transcript is spliced from 4 exons. NCBI's taxonomy places the organism in Eukaryota, Metazoa, Mollusca, Gastropoda, Neomphalida, Peltospiridae. Gene Ontology annotation, cellular component: cytosolic [4Fe-4S] assembly targeting complex. The record is from RefSeq and is a predicted model, not a curated record. Gene Ontology annotation, molecular function: protein binding. Bases 114 to 1118 code for a protein of 334 amino acids.
GCCAAUCUUCCAUAAACUUUAGAGUUAUUCCCCUUAUUUCCAGAAAAGAAAAUUUCUAUUUCACGUUUUUUUAACAUCAAGGCUUCAGUGUUAACAAAGUUGAGAUUACCACAAUGUCAGUGCUAAAAGAAUUGUGUGUGUUAGAAGGGCAUCAAGACAGAGUAUGGAAUUUGGCUUGGAAUCCAUCUGGUACACUGCUUGCGUCCUGUGGGGGGGACAAGACAAUUCGGAUCUGGGGGAAGGAGGAUGAAAGCUGGGUUUGUAAAACCAUCUUGACCGACGGUCAUCAGAGGACAGUCAGAACUGUAGCUUGGUCUCGAUGUGGCAACUACCUAGCUAGUGCUAGUUUUGACGCCACAAGCUGUAUCUGGAGCCGCAAGAGUGGUGAGUUCGACUGCAUCGCGACCCUAGAAGGUCACGAGAAUGAGGUCAAGUCUGUGGGCUGGUCAGUGAGUGGAAACUUCAUCGCUACAUGCAGUCGAGACAAAAGUGUUUGGAUUUGGGAAGUGACGGAUGACGAGGAAUACGAAUGUGCCAGUGUACUCAGCUCCCACACACAAGAUGUUAAAAACAUCACCUGGCACCCACACGAAGACGUUCUUGCCUCCUGCAGCUACGACGACACCAUUAAACUUUUCAGGGAGGACAACGAUGACUGGACGUGUUUCUCCACCCUGGAAUCACACCAGUCUACCGUGUGGUGUGUCUGCUUCGACCGCACCGGUUCAAGACUCGUAUCCUGCAGCGACGACCAAAUCGUGAAGAUUUGGCAGGAAUAUCUCCCUGGAAACGAGGAAGGGGUUCAGACCAAGGGAAACAACCCUGCAUGGAAGUGUGUGUGUACCCUGUCGGGCUAUCACGACAGAACGAUAUAUUAUGUGGAUUGGAGUCACAUCUCCGGAUACAUAGUGACGGCAUCGGCCGAUGAUUGUAUCAGAGUGUUCAAAGAGGAAGAGGGGUGUGAUAAAAACCAGCCGUCGUUUAGCCUGGUUGGCUGUCAGAAUAAGGCUCACAGUCAGGAUGUUAACUGUGCUGUGUGGAAUCCUAAAGAUGCAGGUUUGCUGGCAUCGUGUAGUGAUGACGGAACAAUCAAAGUGUGGCAGCAUUCAGAGUUGUAACAAUCAAGUAAAGAUAUCUUGCUUAAUAUCACGAUCAGAUUUAAGUAGCGUGUCUACUUGUGCAUGUGUGGAUAUGAAAUCGGACAUGUUUUCAAUUCAGUAUCCUCCGGGGAGGGGGGUGGGUGGGCAAGAGCGAGAUGUAGCUCAGUGGCAAAGCAUUCGCUUGAUGCACGGUCGGUCUGGGACCAAUCCCUGUCAGUGGGCCCAUUGGGCUCUUUCUCGUUCCAGCCAGUGCUCCACAACUGGUGUAACAAAGGCUGUGGUAUGUGCUGUCCUGUCUAUGGGAUGGUGCAUAUAAAAGAUCCCUCGCUACUAAUGAAAAACUCAUUGCCACACCCUCCUUUCACCUUGAAAGUGUACACAAAAAAAUGUUGACUUGACCAGGGAUCUGUUUAUCAACAUUUUUAUGCAUUUUAAGAACAGAUGCUGGUAUUAACCCCUUAGCUGUUACUGUAUGGUCUGUCUGUUCGUGAGGAUGCAGAUUAUGUGAGUGGACCAAAAUGCCACUGAAAUAAAAAUGUACAAACU